ACGCUGGUGGAACAUCAACAUCGAAGCAGUCUAUAAAAUGCCAGUACUGGUCGCUGUUUGUAAAAUGCAACCUUCGCACACGGUCAUCUCUGUUCGUCGCGUGCAUGCGUUGCCGUAAUCGGUCCCGCAAACUUUACGCAUAUAUCAUCUACACGGUCCCGUAAACUCCUGUGCCCACAGUGUCGGUGUUCCGGCUCCGGCAAGACAGCGCUAGAAACACAAGUGGUCUUUUCGGCAAUCAACCUGCAGUACGGUGAACCGCGGCAGCAAUACAGCAUUACGCCGGACGCGAACCUGACGGUGGUGUUCCACGAAACACGGUGGUGACAAUGUCGCAGUCGGUGGACGUCGAUGAGCUGGAGAAGGAUUGGUCCGAACUGUCGGACGAAUUUCGCAGCCUGGAGGCUGCGAAUCAAUCGUACCAGGAGCUGCACGAGCGGCUGGAAGAGAUGCAGGAAAAAUGCACCAAACAAAUACAGCACCAGCGCUACCGGAUGCGGCAAAUAUCGAAAAAUCUUAAAACGUUCAUGACCAAGCAGAGGCUAACGCAUACGAACAAGGAAAAAAUGACGCAGCUCGAGAAAAGCAUCAUGAAGCGGAAAGCACAGAUCCACGAGAUCGAGCAAGGACUGCCGCAACAGAACAGCCGCUACCUAAAGAUCAUUCUAGGCGACGUGAACGUAUCGAUACUGAACCGGAACGACAAAAUACGGUACAAGGAUGAGUACGAGAAGUUUAAGCUGAUCCUGAACGUGAUCGGUUUGCUGCUGUCGUUUCUCAACAUCGUGUACAAUUAUCGUGCGUUGGAGUUAGUGUUCCUAUUUCUGUUGGUCUGGUAUUACUGUACGCUUACCAUACGAGAAUCCAUCCUGAAGGUGAAUGGUUCGCGCAUUAAGGGCUGGUGGCGUCUGCACCAUUUCAUCUCGACCGUUUGUGCCGGUGUGCUGCUAGUGUGGCCCCAAGGUGAACCCUGGCAACUGUUCCGCACCCAGUUCAUGUACUUUAACGUGUACAUCAGCAUGGUGCAGUACAUGCAGUUCCGGUACCAGAAGGGCGUACUGUACCGGCUGAAGGCGCUCGGCGAGCGCCACAACAUGGACAUCACCAUCGAGGGCUUCCAUUCGUGGAUGUGGCGCGGGCUUAAGUUUCUCUUCCCAUUCCUGUUUGUGGGCUACCUGUUCCAGUUCUACAAUGCCUUUACGCUGUACCACCUAACGAACCAUCCGGACGCGACAUGGCAGGUGUGUACCCCGCACUACACGUUGCACCCACCCCCCUUUUUAACGGACCUUUCUCGCCUUCCGCAGAUACCUGUCUUGAGCAUUCUGUUCCUCAUACUGUUCGUUGGCAACAGCUUGACCACGCUGAUGGUCAUACUGCAGAAGCAAACCGAACGUACCGAGAACCGCUAUCGACUGAUGAGUCUGAUCGCAUCGAAACGACAGAAAAACGUACGGCAGCCAACGAACGACGAUGAGGUGGACGGUGGUAAAGGAGAUGCAGAUUCAGCUAAAUCGAAGUAAACACUAAAUUUUUGUUAUCAAAUUUCAUUUCACCAAUGAGCGAGAGAGCGAGAGGGUGAGGUAGGAGGAGAAGGUGAGAGGACGAGAGGGGUAGGGCAACUUUGUUGGACGUUUCAUUUAUGUUUAUUUAUCAAAAGAGAAUAUGAAUAAAUCGCGACAGCGCGCUUGUAAAUCCUGAACAUA
Molecule: messenger RNA, 1706 nt
Organism: Anopheles stephensi (Asian malaria mosquito)
Lineage: Eukaryota; Metazoa; Arthropoda; Insecta; Diptera; Culicidae
Product: transmembrane protein 120 homolog
Exons: 6
Coding region: 330-1523 (397 amino acids)
Cellular component (GO): membrane
Source: RefSeq, a predicted model, not a curated record